UGCAGCUCUUCCGCACAUGCAAAAUCCAGCCAACCGGUUUCGAAUAAUGGCAGAUGCGGCGCUGGUUUCGGCGGAACAACUUGUUUGGGUUCGAAAUGGGGCAAUUGCUGCUCAGAUUGUUUCCAUUGCGGAAGCACGCCCGAGUACUGCGCUCCCCCCAAAUGCCAGCUCGGGUAUGGGCUCUGCAAC
Molecule: messenger RNA, 189 nt
Organism: Mytilinidion resinicola
Lineage: Eukaryota; Fungi; Ascomycota; Dothideomycetes; Mytilinidiales; Mytilinidiaceae
Exons: 1
Molecular function (GO): chitin binding
Source: RefSeq, a predicted model, not a curated record